Molecule: messenger RNA, 565 nt
Organism: Drosophila hydei
Lineage: Eukaryota; Metazoa; Arthropoda; Insecta; Diptera; Drosophilidae
Exons: 1
Coding region: 84-557 (157 amino acids)
Source: RefSeq, a predicted model, not a curated record
AUAAGUUAAUCGAUGUGCACCAUCCCUGGUUAGAAGUCUAGUGGAUCACCGAAUUGUUUACAAACUCUUGAUUUGCUUUAAUAAUGGGUACACCUCGUAAAAGUUUUAACUACUACGCGCCUUACUCGCAAAAUGUGCGGCAAUACCCAUCGCAAAAUACGGAGUACAUGUCCCAGCACAACGGCGGCCAGCAAACGCCACAAAGAUUCAAUCAAAAUACGCCGCACUUUUACCAAAAUCGAACGCCGCAACAACAAAAUAUGAACUUCUAUGAGGACAGACGAGGUUCCAAUACAAACACGCCUCACUUCUACCAGAACAAAACACCUCACCAACAACAAGGAACACCUCGGAAUUUUGGUCAUCGCGGCAGCAGGCGUGGACAGCAUCAAAACCAAAGACAAUUUAAUGACAGAGGAAAUGCAAAUGCAUCCUCCCAGUACUUUCACAGCUCCAUGCUAGAGGACCCGUGGCAGGAAUUAGUUGAACGCCACAAUGCAAUACACGGCAGCAUCUUAAGUGACCAGCAGAGUAGAGAUAAAGCAUUAGAUGAAUAGUUUAAGCU